CCACGGUCCUGUUCCUCCUCCAGCUGCCGCCCGACCCGGGCUUCCCGGACCCGAACACCCACGCCCCGGGGCGGAGCGGCACAGGUGCCGCGGCCGAGCCUAGUGGCCUCAUCGUCAAGAUGGCCGCCGCGCGCCGCCGCCCGCCGGCCUGGGCUCUGCUGUUGCGCGCCGCGCUCUGCCUGCUGUGCUGGGCCCCGGUGGCCGUGCGCGCCGUCCCCGAGCCUGGGCUCUGGACAAUGACGGUCAGCGACAAAUCAGGGCCUUUGAUAUUUAGGAAAAUUAUGUUUAACUCAACUGAUAUCAAGUUUUCUGUUAAGUCAUUCCAUUGUUCCGGGCCUGUGAAGUUUACCAUAGAGUGGCAUUUGAAGCACUAUACCUGUCAAAAUGAAUAUUCUCAGCUGGAUGAGCUGUCACAAAAGCAUGAAAAUGUCGGUGAAGACUUUUGUGGUAGUUAUUUCAAGAACGUCGAGUGUUGGACCACAAAAAAUGAAAACUUAGAUUGCAACAGUAACCUACAGGUGUUUCCCUCAGUAUACAAUAAAGAACUAGUUACAAAUAUCAGAAAUGUUUCAAACCAGGAAGAAUCAAUGGAUGUUGUUGCAAGAACACAGAGGGAUGGGUUUCAUCUCCUUAUCGUUUCAUUUAAAACAGAAGAAACCAAUGCAAACUGGAAUUUGAAUGUUUCUGUUUCAAUGAUGGGACCCAAAGGAUAUCUCUCUGCAUCAGAUUGGCCUCUCAUGAUUUUUUACAUGGUGAUGUGCAUUGUCUAUAUUUUUUAUGGUGUGCUCUGGCUGAUGUGGUCUGCCCGUUAUUGGAAGGAUAUAUUAAGAAUCCAGUUCUGGAUUGCAGCUGUCAUUUUCUUGGGAAUGCUUGAAAAAGCAGUUUUUUAUGCUGAAUACCAAAACAUCAACAGCACUGGGCUGUCGACCCAAGGGUUGUUGAUAUUUGCCGAGCUGAUAUCUGCGGUCAAGAGGACGCUGGCCCGCCUCCUGGUGAUCAUCACGAGCCUGGGGUACGGCAUCGUGAAACCUCGCUUAGGGACAGUCAUGCACCGGGUGAUCGGACUGGGGCUUUUCUACUUCAUCUUCGCGGUGGUCGAAGGCGUGAUGAGAGUCAUCGGGGGUUCUAACCAUUUAGCUGUUCUUUUUGGUGACAUAAUUUUAGCAAUUAUCGACUCCGUUUUUGUGUGGUUCAUUUUUAUAAGUUUAGCACAAACUAUGAAGACUCUGAGGCUAAGGAAGAACAUGGUGAAAUUUUCUUUAUAUAGGCACUUUACAAAUACUCUGAUCUUUGCGGUUCUGGCUUCUGUAGUGUUUAUGGUGUGGACAACUAAGACAUUUAGAUUUGCAAAAUGUCGAUCAGACUGGAUGGAAAGUUGGGUUGAUGGUGCGUUUUGGAGCUUCCUUUUUUCACUUAUCCUCAUUGUAAUAAUGUUUUUGUGGAGACCGUCAGCAAAUAAUCAAAGGUAUGCCUUCAUGCCCUUAAUAGAUGACUCUGAUGAUGAAGUUGAAGAAUUUACAGUAACAUCGGAAAAUUUAACUGAAGGAAUAAAAUUAAGAACUUCAAAAACCAUUUCCAAUGGAACAGCCAAACCCGCUACUUCUGAUAACUUUGAUGAAGACUUGAAGUGGGUGGAAGAAAAUAUUCCCUCCUCAUUCACAGACGUAGCCCUUCCAGUGCUAGUAGAUUCAGAUGAGGAAAUCAUGACCAGAUCUGAAAUGGCAGAAAAAAUGUUCUCUUCAGAAAAAAUAAUGUGAUUGGAACCAUAUGCAUGAAACCUAGUUAUCAGUGAAGGACUCCCCAAGGCUCAAAGAAGUCACGCAAGAAGUUCUUAAUACAUCAUUAUCUUGAAAUCUGUGUAUUAAAAUUAGGAAUUCAAGUGGUGGGUGGGUUCUACACCUUUUUUAAGCAGCUCUCGAAUGCCAGUUCCUGCCCUUUAAAUUGCUUGGACUUAGAAAUAAUGUGAGAAAAGUAUUAUGGUCAAUAUAUGCCCAAAUGACCGGAGCUAGUGAGUGGCAGACACGUGGAUUGGGUUGUAUCUUUUUCCUGGAAAAUAUGGCACUUCCAGAUUUAAACUGUUUUCGUUUGUUUGUUCUUAACAUAAACACUUCUACUGUUCUUCCAAUGACCUUAGAGGUAGAUGAAGCGCGGUCAGACACUUGCCUCCAUCUCCUGGGUUUUUAGUUAGCUGGGUGCAAUAAGAAUUUCCUUUAACUUUGUACUGAAACAGUUUGGUAGUAAGUGACAUUUGGUUUACAUUGGAACAUAGGACAUUUACAUGGGCUGUCGUGUGAGUGCACAUGUUUGCACAAGGACUUGGUUUCAUUAUUACCGUGGUGCACGUCACGUCACGUCACAUCAUGGACAUCUUCUCUCCUGGAGCUCAGUGGACAAGUAUAUGGAGAGAGAGGUCUUAAGGGUCACUUCCAAAGAUUCGCUCUGCCCCUGUCCCCUCACUCAGGCUGUAUGUGCAUGUGCUGCUGCUGAACCUGCCUGGGGCAGGCGGGGGACCCCUGGCCGCGUGGCUCCCCACAGCGCCCCCUCCCGGGUUACCCUGGAGGAAACUGGGACCUUUCUCAUAUGUAACCUUGGCAUACUUGAUUCCUAAUAUCACAUAUGUUUAACUGUACAGUACAUCACUGUUAAUCUUGUAACUAAUUUCUUAACCUUUAACCAUGGGUUAUACAUUAUUUUGUUAUAUCGCAAUGUGUGAUUUGAAAUUUUUUGUUUUAAUUAUUUUUAAUGAAGAACAUUCUAAACUUGAAAGGCCAUUGAAAGUAGUGUGAUGGGAAUGUGCCGUUUGCUGCUUUAGUGACCAGAGAUGCGGGGCUGGUGGGCAUUUAGAGCAGAAUGAAGUCAGGAUUGCGUGUGUCUUUCUUGGAAGGAGUUCUAACCUUGUAAAUCAAGACCGACUCCAGGGAAUUAUCUUUGAGAAGCACUGAAGUCCUCACCAGUAUAAACACUUAAAUACAACUUUUCUGGGUUUUUAUUUCAUUGUGAAGCCACGAAAGAUUUUUUUCAAAAAAUUUUCUUUGGAAUUUACUAUUUCACAAGGGCUAGUAAAAAAUAUUUAUUUACAAUAGUAAUGUCUCUUGAAAGAUACUUUCCAAUUUAUUUUCAGUGGUGACUUAAACAGUGUUGUACUGAACGGGACAGUGUCCCGUUCAGUAAACUGGUCAAGGUGCCAUGAGUUUGGGUGUCCCUCCUGGAGGGGUGCCCGCAUUCCUGGUGCAGGUUCCAGUCCUGUCUCAGGAUCCCGCUGUCCUGGGCUCCCACCUCGUGCAUUUCCCGACAUCCAUGUUCUCUCUGGCUUUGGUGUAUUUCACCCCCAACCCGAGUUGUUUCAGGUCAGGAGGUGACCACUGCCCUCUCAUCCCUCAAAUUUCUAUCUAAUACCACUGCCUGGAUUUCGAGGCAGAUUCACCCCAGCUCCUGUAGCUGAAUUUUGAAUGUAGAAUCCUGGGCGCCUGGCCAGCAGGAGCUGCCGGCUACUGGGGUGAGAGUGGGGGCUGAUGGUCAGAGUGGGACAGCAGACUGCCUCGGACCUAACACUGCGUCCUGUAGCCGGCAAAAUUAUUGCUGGAACCUAGGUGGCUUAGCUGCAGGCUGAAGUUCAGGCUUCCCUCAUCAUCCAGAUGCUGUUUUCAAAGGGCCCGCACUGUAUCUGUCACUGUCCGUGAGUGGUCAUUGUGUCCUCUGCUAAUAUCCUGUGACCAGAAUCAAAGAUUUUUGGCCAGGGGCUUCUGAGCCGCCUCAUAUGAACAGGAGGGGGCGCCCCAGGGCUGCUUGUUCAUAGAAAGGACACAGGGCGAAGUAGCCUCCAGGGCCACUGUGAAGCUGUCGUCCUGCUUCUGCAUGAAGGUUCCAGAAAUCGCUCAUCAGUGUCAGAUUAGUUUAUUCUUAUGAUGCCAUCCAGAUGGGUCUUCCAAUAUAUUAAUGAAGAGAUCUGAGAAUAAUAGACCAGUUUUAUGUUUUUCUUGGCAGAAGGCUUAGAAAAGCAUUUUGCAGUUCAUGUUAGAUUUGCAUGAUGUGUGAAAUUUGCUUAAAAGGGAAUUUUCACUAUUUGGGCUAGAUUAGUAUUAGUAUCUACUUUAAAAGAUAAUUAAGUUUGUUUAUUUCCAAAAUAAGAAAAAGAUGAAUAUGUGAAUUUUUAAGGCUGAGAGAUGAUGUUUCCAUAUUUUUCUGUAAAGAAAAUAAUUUUUUAAAUCUUUCCUAUCCUGUAGAGCAGACCAGCUUUACCCCUGUAAUAUGGUACAUUAUGUUUGCACUACUAGAAUGUCAAGGCUGAAAGUAUAAAAAUGUACAUAUAUGGUUAACUUUUUAUAUCCUCUUUUAAAAAGGGGUUUGAGUCUGUUGCACUAAGCUGCACAUGACUGGUUUAAUGUUGAGCUCUCACGCUGUUUACAAGUCCCCGCUGUUGGCACUUGUGUCUUUGUACGACCAACAGCGUGUGGCCGGCAGCACAAAACUCCAGCCUCGUACUGGCAGGUGAAGUUCCAAACAUACCAGCUGUGUAAAUGGCAAACAGGACUUUCGAGAAAGUGUACAUUGUAAUCCUGGAGCUCACCACACACUAAGAAACUUAAGAAAUAGGAAAACAUGUAUUUGGGAAGAAAGUUUAGGGACUUAAGUAGUUAUAUUUUUCUAUUUAAAAAAGUUAAAUUAUUGUAUAAGGAGGAAGUUGUUUUGAAUGUAGGACAAAGCUAUUUCAAAGAUUUUUGUUUGAGAAAAUGAUGUAUUUUGUGCCUUAAUAUUUGUUCUGACUUUUAAUAA
Molecule: messenger RNA, 4773 nt
Organism: Artibeus jamaicensis (Jamaican fruit-eating bat)
Lineage: Eukaryota; Metazoa; Chordata; Mammalia; Chiroptera; Phyllostomidae
Gene: TMEM87B
Product: transmembrane protein 87B
Exons: 19
Coding region: 120-1757 (545 amino acids)
Biological process (GO): retrograde transport, endosome to Golgi
Cellular component (GO): membrane; Golgi apparatus
Source: RefSeq, a predicted model, not a curated record